AUGUCUCCUUCGGUACUUCUACCUUAUAUUUAUGGAUUAGAUUUAUCAAAAAAUGAGUUUGGAAAUAAACAACAAUUUCCAGUCUCAUUACAAGAAAUGUGUAAUUUACGUUGGCUAGAAUUAAAUCGAACAAAUGUUAGCCGGCUACCAGAAUUUGUUGGCAAAUUAAAAUCGCUCGAAAGAUUAAGUUUAGCACAUAACAAUUUACCUGAUGUACCGUUCUGUUUAAAUGAUGUAACAUCAUUACGUUCAUUAUCAUUGCGAGAUAAUCAUGUAUCAAAUAGUCAAAUAUCAGCACGUUUAUUUGAUAUUCCUGAUUUGUCAAUACUGGAUAUAAGUCAUAAUAAUUUACAAGCAUUUCCCAAAGAUAUUGAAAAUGCUAAAGGUCUCAUUGUACUUAACCUUUCUCACAAUGAGAUUGAACAAAUCCCCAAUCAUGUAUUUCUAUCACUAUUUGAAUUAGUUCAUCUUAAUCUGAGUAACAAUAAAAUUGACACAUUACCACCACAAAUGCGUCGUUUAACAUCAUUACAAGUAUUAAUAUUAAAUAAUAAUCCACUUAUUCAUGCUCAAUUAAGACAGUUGUCAUCGAUGCAUUCACUAGAAACAUUACACUUAAGUAAUACUAAACGAACAUUAAAUAAUGUUCCAGCUAUACUUGAACAGUUACCACAUCUUUCUGAUCUUGAUUUGUCUGCAAAUGAUCUUCCUGCUGUACCAGAUGUUGUAUAUAAAUUAAAAGCACUGAAACGUUUGAAUUUAAAUGAUAAUCAAAUAACUGAAUUAACGAGUCAAUCAGACUCUUGGCCUCAACUUGAAAUUCUACAAUUAUGUCGAAACAAAUUAAGAAAUCUUCCUCAACAAUUAAUGCGUUGUACGAAACUACGACGUCUCUAUUUGAAUACAAAUCAAAUUAGUUUAUAUGGUUUACCAAGAGGCAUAUUUAAUCUUGAAAAACUUGAAGUAUUUAGCGCCGCGGAUAAUAAUCUAGAAACAAUACCUGAUGCACUUUGUCGACUGGGAAGCUUGAAAGUAUUAAACUUAAACAGAAAUAAAUUAUUAACUUUACCGGAAGCAAUUCAUUUUCUUCAAUUAAAAGAGCUUGAUGUUAGUGAUAAUCCUGAUUUUAUUAUGCCACCUAAACCAAAAGAAUGUCAAAAAGGUUCUGGUCCAGCUUUUUACAAUAUUGAUUUUUCGCUGGCUAAUCAAUUAAAAUUAGCUGGUCAAGUUGCACCAGAACAACCACCUGCUACUACAGAUAUUCAACAGAAACGUGCAGCACGUAUUCGUCGUUUGAAUAAACCUGAACAACGAAAUCAAACAGGUAGUGGCGGUUCGUCGGAGACGGUUUUACGUGGCAUGCGUGAAACAGCUAAACGAAAAAAUGCAUCAGACUCAAAUACGGGUAUUAAUGGACAUUAUAAUGAUAAUGAAGAAAUAGCUGGUCGUCGUUGGGAUGAACAAAUUGAACGGCCACAAUUAAAUUAUAGUGAAUUUUUCGAUGGUGGCAUCGGUCAUGUUGCUGGGAUAACAAGUUGGGAAAUAGAAAAUUUUCUACCGAAACAAUUAGAACAUCAAUUAAAUGGAAUAUUUUAUACAGGUGAUUGUUAUAUUAUAUUGAAUACAAUGAUUGAAUUGUCGGGCAAUACAGAUUGGAAUAUUUAUUUUUGGAUUGGAAAAGACGCAACAUUGGAUAAACAAGCAUGUGCAGCUAUGCAUGCUGUUAAUUUGCGUAAUAUGCUUGGUGCAUCAUGUCGUACACAACGAGAAGAACAAGGCGAUGAAACGGAAGAAUUUUUAGCUUUAUUUAAUAGUCAUCUACGUAUUAUUGAUGGUGCUAGAACGGAAACAGGAUUUUGGGUUGUGCGAGAUGUUGAACAUCCAACACAUUUUUAUCGUGCGAGUGGCACUCAAAAACUUCAUGUUGAACUUGUUCCAACCGGUGCAACAUCUCUUGAUUCUCGUUAUGUAUUUUUUCUCGAUGUUGGACCACGACUUUAUAUCUGGAACGGAAAAAAAUGUAAUAGUAUGACAAGAGCAAAAACAAGAUUAUUUGUAGAGAAAUUAAAUAAAAGCGAACGGAAAGGUCUUAGUGAACUGAUACAAAUCAAUCAAGGAGACGAAACCGAUAAAUUUUGGAACGAAUUAGGUGGUAAACCAAAUAAUUUUCAACUGGUUAAUCAUGUACCGGAUAAUUUUAAUCCAGCAAAAUCUAUUCUUUAUAAAGUUGAUCUUGGACAAGAAUUUAUUGAAUUACCUCAAGUUGAACUUGAACCAGGUGGUGUUCUUAAGAAAGAAUUACUUCAUACAAGAAAUAUUUAUAUUCUUGAUUGUUAUACUGAAUUAUUUGUUUGGAUUGGUAAAAAAUCAGCGCGACUUGUUCGAAUGGCAGCAACACGUUUGGCAGUUGAACUAUUGUCGAUGAUUCAACGGCCAGAACAUUCAGUCAUUACAAAAACACUUGAAGGAGCGGAAACUCAAGUAUUUAAAUCGAAAUUCGAUGCUUGGGAUGAUGUGUUAGCUGUAGAUUUUACUCGUACAGCUGAAAAUGUAUCGAAAAAAGGUGCCAAUAUGAAGAUCUCGAUGACAUUUAAAAUUCUUCAAGAAAAUGAAAUGAAGACAAAUCUCACAGCAUUAUUCAAAAAUCGUCCACAAUGGCAAACACGUGAAGCAGCUCGUGAAGCACUUGAAGAUUGGAAUAUAUUUUUACUUCAACCAUUUUCAAUGUUCGUUUAUGAAAAUAAAAAGUUUGUUAAAUUACCAGAUGACGAGCGAGGACAAUUUUAUUCGCACGAUUCAUAUCUAUUUGUUGCUCGUUAUUUAUUACCAAGUGAAGAUGAAAGUAUGGAUAAUAGUGAACUUGAAGAUGAAAUCAAAGAUUCGGAUACAGAACGUAUCGUUUAUUUUUGGCAAGGCAGAAGUGCAAAUAAUACAGCUUGGUUAUCAUUUAAUUUUACUUUUAAACAAGAAUUAAUUGAUGUACUCGGAGAUUUUGAAAUCAUACAAUUGAUACAACAACAAGAAAAUCAACGAUUUAUGGCACAUUUCAAUCGAAAAUUUGUUAUACACAACGGAAAACGUCGUACAGCUGCGGAACGUUUGCAAAUGCCUGUACAACGAUUAACACAAACAGAAAUGUAUCAUAUACGAUGGUGCUAUUCGACGAUUAUGACGCGUUGUAUACAAAUCGAAGCUACAGCAGCAAAUUUAUGUUCGGAAUUUUGUUAUAUUGUUACUGUACCACUUGAUUCGGGUGAUAUUAUUGGAAUUGUUUAUGUCUGGAUUGGAAACUCUGUUCAUCCUGAUGAUGCUUUACUUGCACAAGAAAUUGCCAAUGAAAUGUAUAAUGAUCUAUAUACGAUACAAGUAAUCAACGAAGGCAAUGAACCUGAAAAUUUCUUUUGGGUUGGUUUAGGUGAUCGAUUACCCUAUGAUCUCAAAGCGGAUCAUAUGCGAUUUAUGCGUUUAUUUAAAUGUUCGAAUGAUAAUGGAUUUUUUGUUGUUACUGAAAAAUAUGCAGACUUUUGUCAAGAUGACUUACUUGAUGACGACUGUAUGUUACUUGAUACUGGAACAUUUGUAUUCCUAUGGAAAGGACCAACAGCUAGUAUUAUUGAAGUAAAAUUUGCAGCAAAAAGUGCUGAGCUUUACAUUCAACAUUUACGUACACGCGAACCUGAUCGACCACGUAAAUUACGUUUAACUGUAAAAAACUCUGAGCCAAUUGAAUUUCGUAAAUGUUUUCAUGCAUGGUCAAAACAUAAAAAUCCACCUCGUGAACUUGAAAAACAAAACGCUUUUUCACUUAGUCAACAACAACAACAAAAACAAGCACCAAAAAAGCCUCACCCAACGAACAUUUUUAUUUAA
Molecule: messenger RNA, 3870 nt
Organism: Rotaria socialis
Lineage: Eukaryota; Metazoa; Rotifera; Eurotatoria; Philodinida; Philodinidae
Source: the annotation of a GenBank genome assembly